UAUCCGUCAAAUUGCGUGCCAAAACUUAUGUUAUCAAGUCCGUAUGGCCGGCCGGAUGGCGGGCGCUUCCUCCAAUGGUCGCCGACCGAGAUCUCGUACGUUCAACCUCGAAGCUGACCUGUGAUACCAAGUGAGUAGUCCGCCGGCCGUUGCGGGUUGAGCGGGUUGAAUACUUUGCCUCGGGAGGGUUUUGCAUUCGGCAGUGGUCUUUGACUCUAUAAUGCUUUGAAACAAGAUGCCGACCGAGUGCUGAGGUUUAGCGGAUGGGGGGUUCUCAUGAAAGGACGCGAGGCUCACUGGUGCUAUGGACAUUGCUCAUAUCAGCCCCCUGUCUCAACGGCUAUGCGUGGGAACCAAGACAAGCUUCAGUGUGCUUGGUAAUAUGCCGAUCCGAGUGCGCCUCAUGUCGGUCUAAUUCUGCGCCCGUCCUCAUAAACUGGCCAGCCCAUAUCCGGCCUAAGGCGGCCUGUUCUUGCAUCUCAUUUGCAUAUAAGUGUUCAUUUCUCGCCCACUCGUCCUCGAACUUGACAACUAUCAACCCUACUGAGGGCCUUUGGCCAAGACAUAGGAUCUUCGACAGAUUCUGCGUCUUUCUACCACACAUUUCGGGGGAAUGCAGCAGUAACAAAGGUAACGAUGACCCGUGGGCUGACACGUCGGGUCGCGGUCUCGAGAACUCUUUUGGAUUGGUGGAGUUUCCCGGCUCUGACGGAAACGCCGGGGUAUUCGAUGACUUCGGUUACUGGGGAGGGGAUCGGAUGGAGAUAAGCAAAGAAUCCCGGUACAUCAAAGUCUGCCUGGUGCCUGGACUGUUUCAAAGCACAAUAGCAGACCCGCGGCCGCUUUGGGGCGGAUCACAUUAGUUAGAGCUGCCGAUGUCUAGCCAGUUUCCGAUAUCAAGCUACCUAGCAGAUAAGCUGAACCCGAGUGCUAUUUUGCAGGACUCUAGACCACAACCAGGGAAGCUUGACGUUGCCAGCGUUUCGAAUGUCGAAAACCUUGAUGCGUUCUUCAAUCGUCCAGACUCCUUCGAGGGAAUCCUGGAUCAGCCGAGCAGCAAUCAGGAAAGCCUACCUACGGAUGAGCUGCAAUAGUCAACACAUGAGGCGCCACAAGAGAGAACACCGCUGCGCAGAAUUUCCCAUAGCUUUUCCAGAACCGCGAGGUCU
Pseudomassariella vexata is the source of this 1169-nucleotide messenger RNA. RefSeq lists its product as uncharacterized. NCBI's taxonomy places the organism in Eukaryota, Fungi, Ascomycota, Sordariomycetes, Amphisphaeriales, Pseudomassariaceae. The transcript has 4 exons. The record is from RefSeq and is a predicted model, not a curated record. Bases 264 to 863 code for a protein of 199 amino acids.